Messenger RNA from Phymastichus coffea, 10898 nucleotides. Its product is annotated as neuropeptide SIFamide receptor-like. The transcript has 4 exons. Gene Ontology annotation, molecular function: peptide binding; neuropeptide Y receptor activity. Lineage: Eukaryota; Metazoa; Arthropoda; Insecta; Hymenoptera; Eulophidae. Gene Ontology annotation, biological process: G protein-coupled receptor signaling pathway. Bases 524 to 2257 code for a protein of 577 amino acids. The record is from RefSeq and is a predicted model, not a curated record. Gene Ontology annotation, cellular component: membrane.
GCUCCGGGCAGCCUCAUUGCUGCGCGGCGCGCCACCAGCUCUCAGCCAGCAGCUCCUCGAUCAUCAACGAGAAUCAUCUCGACGCUCCAAUUCGCCCAGCCACGGCUUAUCUCCAGCGACGUGCCGAGGCUCUCUCGGUCAAGCAGCCCGGCCGCAGCCAGUGCCCGGCGCCCGACAGCCCAACAAGCUCGAGAGCCGCUCGCGACUACGAGACCCACGACUACUCGGCCUGAUUUCCCGAUCUAGCGAGCCGCAGUCGAGAGCAGGCGGCCGAGCGAAGCCCGCAGUCAGCGAAAGCUCCUCCGGCAUCGCCGCCGGCGGCCCGCGCUCGUGCUCGAGUGCCAGCGACGAGUCCUCUUCUGCGCUGUCGAGCUCGGCGCCAAAGCCGCCCAGCGAACUCGAAGCUCGCUAGCUGCCGCGUCAGCUGUGCUGCGGCACUUGGCCCGGAAAGCGGCGCGGCGCAGGCGAGUCCGGACUGCAGAUCGGAUGCGCCACCCCGGCAGCGGCCCCACCGCCCGCGCCCAUGCUGCACGAGCUAGGCCUAGCUCAGCCGGCGUUACACUCGCAACGACACCAGCACCACCACCAGCUCCACCACUGUCGCCAGCAGCAGCACCACCGCCAGCGCCAGCAGCAGGACCGAGCGCCGCGCCGGACCCGGCAGCAGCAGUUGCAGAAGCGCGGCAGCAGCCUGGGCCUGAGCGCCGCCGCGGCGGCGGCCGCCUCGUCGAUGCUACAGCCGCCCUCGAACCUGCUGGAGAUGGCCUCGCUCAGGCUGCCCGACUCGGACGACUUCGAGCUGGAGCGUAGGCACGGUGACCUGCAGCAGCAGCAGCAGCAGCACCACCACCACCACCACCACCACCAGCAGCUGCCCACCAGCCCCAGCGGCCAGCUCGGCGGCUACCUGGAGCUGCGCAACCGCGGCGGCGGCGGUGGCGGCGGCGGCGGCGGCGGCGGCGGCAGCAGUCGGGCCGAGCUGUUCGCCGAGUACGUCAACGGCUCGAUGCAGGACCUGCUCGUGAUCGCCGGCUCGCCGUUCGCCGAGCAGCAGCCCCACCAGCCGCACCUGCUCGCGGCCGGCGUGGUGGGCCCCACCCACCUGCUCAACGCCACCGGGCCGGACGCCAACCUCUCCGUCGAGCAGGUCACCGACCGCCUCUACAGGCACAGCGUCGCCAUGUCCGUCGUCUACUUCGUCGCCUACUGCCUCGUCUUCGUCGUCGGCCUUAUCGGCAACAGCUUCGUCAUUGCCGUCGUCUACCGCUCGCCCAGGAUGAGGACGGUCACCAACUUCUUCAUCGUCAACCUCGCGGUCGCCGACAUCCUCGUGAUCGUCUUCUGCCUGCCCGCCACCCUCAUGAGCAACAUUUUCGUCCCUUGGGUUUUGGGCUGGUUUAUGUGCAAAACUGUACCAUACAUCCAAGGCGUCUCUGUAGCUGCAUCUGUUUACAGUUUGGUUGCAGUAUCGUUAGACAGGUUCUUGGCGAUCUGGUGGCCGCUCAAGUGUCAGAUCACGAAGCACCGGGCCCGAGUGAUGAUAGUGUUCAUCUGGUUCGUCGCCCUCACGGCCACGCUGCCCUGGCUGAUCUACUUCGACCUGGUGUCCAUCUACCCCGACGACCCCGGCCUGAAGCUCUGCCUGGAGGUCUGGCCGCAGCCCCGCUACGGCGCGCUCUUCUUCCUCGUGGGCAACCUGAUGCUCUGCUACCUGCUUCCGAUGUUCCUCAUCAGCCUGUGCUACGUGCUGAUCUGGAUCAAGGUCUGGCGGCGCAACAUCCCCAGCGACACCAAGGACGACCAGAUGGAGAGGCUGCAGCAGAAGUCCAAGGUAAAGGUCGUCAAGAUGCUCAUCGUCGUGGUCAUCCUCUUCGUGCUGUCCUGGCUGCCACUCUACGUCAUCUUCGCCCGCAUGAAGUUCGGAGGACGAGUGGCCGACUGGGAGGAGGAGUACUGGGCGAUCGCCACGCCGAUCGCCCAGUGGCUGGGGGCCUCCAACUCGAGCAUCAAUCCGAUCCUGUACGCCUUCUUCAACAAGAAGUACCGACGCGGCUUCAUGGCGAUCCUCAAGUCGGGCGAGUGCUGCGGCAAACUACGCUACUACGAGACCGUGGCCAUGAUGUCCAGCUCCACCUCGAUGCGCAAGUCUUCGUACUACGUCAACAACAACAACUCGUCGACCAAGCGCGUCUUCCACCAGCCGCCCAUGCACCAGGACAGCAACGUCUCCUACAUCUUCAAUCACACCGGCGUCUAAGGCGGCCCAGCCGGCGCAAUUACCAAAAAUAGCUUUGUCCACUGCUCGCCUUGCGCGCGAGCAAACUACUGCGCUGACACCUCGUUGCAGCGAGAGCCAUCUCAACGGAGAGCAGCGCCAAGCGACCGCCUCUCUCCAAGUCUCUCUCUAAGGUGUACAUGUCGUCGUUUUCGGCCGUGGUUGGCCUGGCUAAACACGCUCGCGAACCCUAUCGCAGGCUCCAUAACACACCGUGCAGCCUGUAGCCGCGCAGCGUGGGCACGCACACACACGCACGCACACACAUACGCGCACACACACACACACACACACACACACAUACACACACACUUUAUUGAUGUUCGAUCGACUCGAUGCUCCAAGCAUCGGCGCCUCAAACUCUGCUCUCGGCUACUCGCAGCUCCCCCUAGUUCCAGCUACCUCUCGAUUUUGCCCCCGUGACCGUAUCCGCUAUUUAUAAUGUACGCGCCCCGCCGAUAGCGGAGUCCUCCGCCGACAACUAUUUCCUCGACCUUUGUCAAAUCUACAUGAUCCCCGCAAUAUUUAUCAUCCUGCCGUUUUUUUCUACUUUACGCUAGACACUCGUCGUUGUUAUACUAUUUCUUUGAGAUCGUUGUUUUCGUUGUUGACUUAACGCCGAUGCGAGUGCGUGACGUGUAGAUGUUAUAUACCUAUUUUACUGCCGUUUCCAAGCACACAACUGCAAAAGAAAAAAAGAUAACAAUAAAAAAUAAACACAAAUAACUAAAGCAAACAGACACGGAGGCGAGCAGUUUCAUUGGGUUCGCGCUACCUUCUAAACUUGUUAACUGACGAUGAAAGCGUUGGAUUUUGUUGUGAACGAAUGCGUGGCCGCGUUUUUAAUCGUACAAAUACAAGACAGUGCAAGUGCAGGUUUCUGCCAUUGCUAUUUGAAAGGAACCUGCCUACGAUAGGGAGCGUCAAAGCGCGUGCACCCUACGAUCGCAAGAAGCAAUGUUCGCAUGUGGCUGCACGCUGCUGUGAUCAGCCCUAUAAUCGCUUAAUAUACGUUGUAUAUGUAACAUUCACGCGAAUUUCCGGAAAACAUGAUGAUGUCAAAUCCCCACUCGUUUAAGAGCUACACCUAAGGGAUAUAUUAUAUAUAUAUGCAUAAAUAUAUGUGUAUAUACAUGUAUAUUAUAUACACAUAAAGCUAUGUGACGAAAUAAACUAUUUUCCGACGAUCGUUGCUUUGAGAACGAUCGGCGUGCGGUCGCAAUUGACGCACAGACAUACAUAAAAAACCCGUAUCUACAUAUUAUAUAGACAAAACGAAAAAGCCCUUGCUCAUCAAACCUUUAAACUUAUAAUCAAGGAUCAUAAUGUUUCGAUUCAACGAUCGGUGCGCGGCUGUGAAGUCUCAAGAAGCUUUGACUUUAACGGCAAUACAUUGAUAUGCUAGAAUGCUGUUAACGAGCUAUAGUCACGACUAGAAAAUUAUAUGAUCAUAAGGCACGCCUGAAAAACGGAUAUCAGUCAUUUAUUUCGAUAUUUUUGAUGGACCUUGUUAAGCCGUACAUAAUUAAGCUUGUGCUACUUCUCGCUUGUCUAUCGCGCAAGCGCUCUUCGCGUUAGAGAAGCUCCGAGAGCAAAAGAGAGAGAGAGAGAGAGAGAGAGAGAGAGAGAGAGAGAGAGAGAGAGAGAGAGAGAGAGAGAGUGAAAACGCGAACCAAUGAACAACGCAUAGCCACGCAAAGUAAAUGCGCGACUCGAGUCUCACUCUGUUAUUGUUGUCGAUCAGUGUUGCACGAGAACGAAUUUCGAUGCUAUGCCCCCAUAAAACAACACACGGACCAAUAUUCGAGCACAAGUAUAUCCGAAAGCUUACAAGAGACAUUAUAACUCGAACUAAAAACAAAGACAAUGACGAGGGUAAAAAAAUAUGUAAGUCUUCAUGGCGGAGGCCACAACUCCCUCAAUCUUCUUUUUAUUUUCUUCUCUGUCUGUCUGUCUCUCUCUCUCUCUCUCUCUCUCUCUCUCUCUCUCUCUCUCCCCCUCCCUGUCGCUCUCUAACUACGGUGCGUAUAUCUUGACACCACAAGUGUGAACGCAUAGUGCUGAUUGCUUGCUUAUUUCCAAUUCUGAUAAAUACAUUGCAAUUACACACUAGGAGAGGAAAAUCCAUUGAAAAUUGCUUGACAUUUUUCUAAUCGUCAUACAUCAUAGCCUACCAAGACUUUGUACGUACAAAGAUAGUUGAAGUUUUAAUUAUACGUUUUAUCAUAAUGUCGUUAGCAUCUUACGCGUUGGCUGCACCUAUGACAAAUUGAUAACUAUAUAUUUUUUUUACCAAAUUCAGAAUCUUCCUUCAGUCAAACAUCUUUUUUAGAUUAAUAAAAUGCAUACAACUCAAGCUUAUUUUUUUUUGCAAUUGAUUCUCUAAUUUUUGAACUUAUACGUUUACGUAUCAUCUAUUUUUCGAAAUCCUAAUAUUACCUCGGAAUAAGCAUAGCAUUCGAGACUUUGUUAACAGAAAAGUAUAUACCAACAAAUAUGGAGAGAUAUUUGUAGAAAAUAAUAUCUCUACUAGCAAUAUGAAAAUCGCUAAAUAUAUAAAAAAACAUGAAUUUUGAAUCGAAACAGCGUUGUGAAAAAGCUUAAGAAAAUUUUUGCGAGUAAAUUGUGAAGCCUGAAAAGUAAAAUUUACUUAAACAUUUUAUCGUAUAUUUGUAUGAAAUUUUAAAAGUUUUAUAAUCGAUAAAUAUAAAAUGAGUACUUAAUUGUGCCAUUGGUUUUGAAAGAUACCGCUGCUUGCAAGUCAAUGGAUUUAUCUCUCACUUCAACAGUGCGUUAAAUACUUUUCAGAAGUAAAAACAAAUGGUGUUGAGAACUUAUUCACUUUGAUUAACUUUAACAAACUUGUUGAGCAAACUACUGGCUCUGUCAUUUCGAUAUUUUUGCACUGCCUAUUUCUUUAUUUCGAUACGUUUCCAAUAAUAUUACAUGCUUUUAAUCUUUGAUUUUUACAAAUGUCACAUACAGCUACUUGCAUUUACCUAAAUAACAGCAUCGCUUGUACUAUUUAGAAAAAUAACAAUUUUUUUCUUGUAUUUUUCUAACAGGCAAAAUAAAUAGAAUAGUGGCAAAUACAUUUGAUAUGAUGGAACAUAAGCAAUGUAUCAGACAUUAUUUUUUAAAUUCGUGUUGAAAAUAAAAUUGCGAUCGUCAAGGAAUUUACAAUUUUGUACUAAUUUUUCAUGUGAACAAGUACAACAAUUUUUCAAAUUCACACUGCGUUGUAUGCACUAAAAAUAUUAUCAUUGUAAAUUUAUUGAUUUCUACUGCACAGCAAAUAAUGGUUUGCAAACAGUUUUUCGCAAUAACGUUUAAAAAACUGUAAUAGCAUACUAAACAUAAUGUUGACUAUGACUUCAAAUACCUUGAAUUUCCAGAAAUACUUUGAAUUUAUUUUAUUGCAGAUAUUAUAAACUGAAAAUCAUUUCGGGUAAAGUACAAAACGUGUGAAUUCGGUAGUAAGGUAAAGUUCGUGAAUCAUGGAAGUAAUCUCGAAGAUUUUUCAUCAUUUUUUAAUGUCCAUUUUACAAAAAAAGAAAAGAAAUAGGGCAGAAUAGAAUUAAAGUAACGACGUUGUUGUGUUAGCUUUCAAUUUUUCAAAUAAGUAACUCCAAUGCAUUAUAAUAUAUAAGUAAAAUAAAAAUAAUGCUGUUUAUCUGACGUUAAUAUUAUGAAAAAAAAUCUGUUGAAAUGCAAACAAAAUACAAAAAAAAUGAAAAAAGAAAUAAAGCAUUACAUAAUGUCAAACACAUAUAUUUUUAGGGACAAUAAUGAAUGUUCACGUGAUCACUUUAUGAUAUCACUUGGAUGAUGAAAACAUUCAAUGUUAUAAAAAAUAGGUUUUAUUAUUUAAUAACCUAUAUUAAUAUUAUCUAAACAUGUCAAUCUAAAAUAUAGCAAUUUCGAGUUAUUCAUUAAACAAUAUAAAAAAAUUAAGAUUUGUGAAUGUACGAUCGUUAUAACGAAGCUGCAACAUUAUUAAGUCGCUAUUGAUUUGAGGAUAUUACGUGUAUUGGAACCAAAUUUAGUUCCAACGUGCCAGUGAUACUAAUUAUUGAGAGAUUAUUAAGAGGAAAUAAUGUGGCAAGUGUAGGGUUAGAAAAACUUUUCGAGCAUUUUAUGUCUGCUGUUGACGAGAAACUUUUCGCUACGGGCUGGGUAUGACAUACUUGGGCUUCGUUUUUGAUGUGUGCUGUCGUGAAAACCACUAUUUCACAAUUCCUCCAAUGAAACUCAUACACUUUUGUAUCGUUUUAUAAACACUUAGCGUUCUGAGAACUCUUCAACAUUCUAUAAAAAUGUAUUGCAAAAUAAUCUGUAAAUAUGCUGAUGGAUUUCGAUGCGAGAGGAAAAGAAUAUCUUGCAGAAACAUUACAUCGCAUAAAAAUAAUACACAAUUUAAUUACUACAAGUUAACACUGAUAUUUGGAAAUAUACUUUCAAUAAUUUCAAUAUAUCGAAAUCUCACUAGGAAUUUUCACUGAUAGGUUAUUUCAAUUACAUACUUUGAAUGUAUUAUACCAGCUAAUUAUUGAUUUGUCAUACCAUACGUGCUCAUCUAAUCUAUAUCAUGCCUACUUUAUAAUUUUCAAUUGAUAAAAAAUCAACAUCCUUAUUUGUCACAAGCAAAAGUCAAAGUUAUAAUAGUAGAAUGAUGUAAUAUUAAAAUGAAAUAGCCGCGAUGGGGAAUUCCACAAAUUGUCAUACAUCAUGCUCCUUAUUUCAGAUUUCGGAUAAUCCUUAUCACAAAAUACGUGUGUUCUCGGUAUAAUUAUCCAUCGUUCUCUUUGAUAUACUUUAUAUAUUUUGGAAGACAUUUCAAAUAUACAUUAAAAAAAAUUAAUCACUGGGGAACACAUUUUUUCUGCGAUGAGAUACAUGUAAAAAUGACACAUUAAAAAUUGAUGAAUUAUUUUUUUACAAAACCAACUAGAAAUUUGCUUAACUAUUUUUGCAACCGAUUUACAUGAAAAUGCACGUUUCUAACAACAUAUAGUGUUAGUUAUAUAAACAUCGAAAAUACGUUGGUAUUGAAUAUAAAAUGUAUUUAAUUAUUAGGCCUUUCAGAGCAUUGUAUUCACGAAUGUUUACACAAAAAAAUUAACGUAUUGUAAAGAAGACAGGAAAAGAUAGGCGUAAUACCGAUAAAUUAUUAAGUGAAAGCUAAACUACGUCAGUAAUAUAAUCUUUUUCCUUUGAAGUUUUUAAAAAUAUAUCCGCAUUUUCUUGGGAAUUCGUACAAGUUUUUGACUAAUCUUGAUCUGUGUCUGUCUAGGUUGUAAGGCAAGUAACCGAAUUCCAAGAGAAACAUCCAGCAUUAGUUUCUGAAGCAGCUUUUUCUAUGAAUCUAAUGUGGUGUUAUAAAUAAUUGAGUACAUCAAUAUUGUGUUCCGUCCUUCAAGUUCAGGAAAGUAAUUUAUUUGCUUCAGAUAACUUCAAAGGCAAAAGUAAAAUAACAAUGGUUCUUUCGUUUGAUGUCGAACAAUAAUUUAUAAAUGGGACAGAGGAUAUAAUCGUAUAAAUAGCCAGUUAUGGAGAAAUGUCUAUCAAUUGCGUUUGCCAAGUUUAAUAAUAGUUGAUGAAUGCAAACAAACAUUAAUUCAAAUGAUAUGAUAUGGAAAUUAUGAUAGUUACUUUGCAAAUUAUUUCAUUUAGUAAUAAACGCACGACAAAUUGCAAUGCUCUUGAAAAAAUCAUUGAUUGCUUUUCAGUGAAUUACGAGGUAAAUUAACUGUUGAUGCGUGAGUAGCUUAUUUCACUAUUAAUGCAUUUACAAUAGUGUUCUCGUUAUAUUAAUUAUAUUAUAUACAUGCACAUAAAAAAAUAGGCAAAUAAGGACAUUGCUUGUCAAAUUUAUAAAAGUAAAUCGUUGAAUUUGAAUCCAAAGCCAUCGAAUAACCCUAUUUUCUAUCGCAGAAAUACUCCAACUGGUUAAUUGAUCUUCGAGUGUAUUUUGCGAUUCAAACCACGUGAAGUGCGAUAAGACAAUUGACAAUUCUGUAUCUGAAUUCAGAUUCAGUACACAAGAAUUGAUGCAGAUAACUGCGUGCGGUCUGCAAGUAAGCCUAUUUUAUUUAUGUGCCAGUCUUAUUUCCAUCUCGUGAUAUGAAACAUUCUAUUAAAAAAUAAUUCGAAUAUGUCAGUAUAUUACGGAAAUAACGUUGUCAAAAUGCAAGACAUUCUAUUUCUACUAUUUGGAAAGAAAAUCAUGUUACAUAUUACUCAUGUCGACAAUCAUUAACGACAAAAAUUUUUUAAAAACCACAUGUAAUACAAAAUUUGCUUCCGUGGAUUAUUUUAAAUAAGACGUUUCUAUUUCAGCAAUCGUCGAUCGGAAACGAUAUAUAGAAAGAGAAAGAGCAUUCUGCAUGUGCGUCAAAGAUUGCAAUUUCAACAGUACAGACAUAUAAGAGAUAUAUUUAUUACUAUAUUUGAUACGACGAAGACGACGGUAAUAGAAAAACACGUACAGACAAAGUUGUAUGGAGUAGAUAUUAUUUUCGUAAGAAUUUUGUACAGAAUAGGAAGGUUGAAAUAUCUAAUGAGAUUAUAUAAGCUUGUAACGAAUUUUUUAACUUAAAUGAGAAAAGUAAAUUUAUAAUAAAGUAUUUAUGCAGCUUAUGUACAUUCCAGUCAUAUCCACAUUGUCUAAAUGUAUAUACAGCGUAAUGAAAUUUGGGAUCGUACAAUUGAAUCGUAUAAGCUUUACUAUGUACUAUUUCUAAUCUAUUUUCUAGAAAAUAUUUCUACGUCCUAAAAAUUAUUUAUAUAAGACAAAGUAUAUUUCGUUUCCUUUAACAAUCAAGCAUCAUUGUUUCCUUCAUUGUAUACAACUUCCAAUUUUCAUCCACAUGUUAUACAUUCAGUAUAAUUUAUAAUGCACUUCAGUAUACGUAUCGCGGUAGUGUUUGAAACGAGCAACGUACAAAUUGAACAAAUAAGUAUAAUAAUGCGACUAAAGUAACGUUAUAUUAUCGCGUAAACCUAUUUAUGUGGUUUAAACUUCUAUAAAUGUGAUUAUAAGCAUGCAAAUUAUAAUAGAUUUUAAUAAAAUAAGAUUAUUGUUUCGGUUUUUGAUCUUCAAACAGAUUAAAAUAUUAUUUUUAACCUAAUUUGCUUACAAUUUUCACGUUAUUUAUGAACCACUUCAAGAAACAACAAUCUUUAAAUACUACAAAAACAAUGUCCUCGACGUUUAUCUGUUGGAAUUCAAUUGUAAUUGAAUUCAAUUAAGAAUAAAAACCUUUCGUUUAGACGCCCCAAUAAAAAUAGCGAACCCGUUAAUAAAAGAAAUAAAAGAAUGAUUGAGAUUAAAUGUUUAAGAAAAUUUAAUUAAUCUUGUAUGGGAAACUGUUUAUUACAUAUUUUGUUGUAUAAUUUCACAAGUCAAGAAAAUAAAUUUGGCAAUACUGGAAAAAUAUUUAUUCAAGUGUAAAUGUACAUACUUCUAGAGUUUAAGAAUAUAUUUAUAGAGUUUAUGCAAAAGAAUGAAAGAAUCCGAGUUGCCAAAUAACAACAGUGUACUUCUCAAGUAACAACAAACAACAAAUGUUUGAGAUGGCGUUUCAACAUACAUAGGCAUAUGUCAUUUAUAUAAAGAAUUUCGCAAUCAAAUUAAAAAAAAAAACAUUUUUAGUUUAAAAUCAAAAAUUAAGUCAUUUAUUUAAUACUUGGUAACUCGAUUUCUUUCUUAAACUAUAUUUUUUAUACAUAGCUGUAAUCAAUGCACAAAAUCUGUACACCGAACUAUAAUUUAACAAGAGAUAUUAAAUUACGCGAAAGCACUCAUUUCAAUAAGAGUCUAAAUCUUGAAGUAAAAUCCACUCAAUUGGAUCUGUCUAAUGUGGAGUGCAUUCUAUAAAUUACUGCUGCGCACAUAUUAUUUUAGUUAACGCGUCAUUUGUAAUUGUAAAUAUUACAAAUUACACGUAUAGUUGAAGUGUAAUUGAAGCUGGAAAUUAUAAGUAAUAUAUAAUAUUGUAGAUACUUAAAUCCGUUUGUCAACCUUGUGUAAAAUAUUGAAUGGAAGAUUCGUUUGUUUUUGUGUUAUUUUUCCUAUGUGCUGUACGUUAUAUGGAUAUAUAUAGGCAAUGUUAUCUGAAUAACAGUGAAAUAAUAGAAACAUACUAGGUAAGGAGAAACCGUUGCAGUAAUAAGAUAGAGAGAGGAUAUUGUACAAAAUAUGAUAGAAAGAAUAUAUAACAGGCGGUUUUCACGGCAGGUGAAUGUAUAUAACAAAAUAUUGAAAUCUGUAAAUGUACUAAUAUGUUUAUAGAAUAUCAUAAAAAUAUAUUGAUCACUUUCAUUGCGCAGUGCUUAAAGUUAUGAUGUAAUUUAGAAAUGAAUUUGAUUAUAAGUAUUCAUUGCAUACAUAUAUCGAUUUAAUGUAUAGAUGGCAAGGUAAAGGUUUUGAUUGCCAGAAAUCUUACGUAAAAGAAGAGAGUGAAAGAGAUUAAAAAUGAAAGAUACAAUAGAGCACGUUUUGAGAAUUAUAACGAAUACGAAGUAAGCAUUUUGCAGAGUAUGUUUAAUUUGUGAUAUUGAUCACAAAAUGAGGCACAAGAACGCAACAAAUUAUAAAUAUUUUCUGAUAAAAUGUAAUAAA